CCACAUGGUAAAGCUUGGGUACAGACGGUUGUGGUUCCUGGGUGGAGCGGGGCACAUUUUCACUGCAUGAAUCACAGCUUGUGUGUGUGUGUGUGUGUGUGUGAGUGUGAGUGCAUGUAAGUGGGUGAGCGUGUGUGUGUUGGUGCUACAGAGUGGGUGUGUUAGUGUGCCAAACAGCUUCUCUGCACUCUUUAAGAGGAGGCUUAAACCCGUCUGACAACAGGCACACUGCAGACGGCUGAUUCGACGGACGUGAUCUCUCUUUACCUCGUGGUCGACAUCAACAAGGUGAGUAAUGAACAAACAAGAAGCCAGGGAGGGCAGUUUGAUGGAAAGAUAGAAAAGAAACAUACUUCUUCUAAUUCAAAACAAAAGCAUGAUGAAUGCUUAGAAAUGGUGGAGUAUUUUCUGCAAGCAGAUCUUUUACAAUCAUUUUGACUUUGAAGUAAUUUAAGGGCAGUGUUGCUUAAACCACAAAAGCUCAGAGCAUACAUCCACAACCUAUAAAUGGUUAAGAUCCUAGGCUAAGUUCUACAAGUAAGAUAAGAUAAGAUAAGAUAAGAUAAGAAGAACUUUAUUUGUUUUUAUUCAUCCAAAAACUUGUGCCUCUAACUAAUCGCUAUUUCAUUCAUGCUGUUUGUGCUGCAACUGCAUUUUCAUAAAAUACACACUCUUACUAACACAUUUUCUCUGCAGUCUCAGCCAUGGCUCGUCUGGAGCAGAUCAUUACAAACAUCGUGGACAUAUUUUUGGAGUAUUCCCAAGGCGAAGGCAAGAAAGGUCAGCUGAAUAAAGAUGAGCUCAAGAAGAUGUUGGAGGAAGAAAUCCAGAGCCCCGAGUUAAAAGUAAGAGACAGGACACUCUGUUCAAAUGAACACACAUCUAUUCAUCUUUUUUUAUAUCGCCCAGUUCUGCAUUGGUCUGUUGUGUGCUCUAAUGGAAUCCUGAAAAUAAAUCUUACAGGGUACAAUUAAUGCAGCUGACAUUGAGGAGGCCAUGGAAAUGCUGGAUAAAAACCACGACGGGGAGGUCAACUUUCGAGAGUUCUGUCGAUGUGUGACUGUCCUUGCUAAGUGCUACUACCAGUCAAAGAAGGGUGGCAAGAAAGGUAAAGGAAAAGGCCAGGACAAAGAGGCAACAAAUCCUUGAAACAGAUCCAUGAUGUUUUAAAAGUAUUUCAUUCAUUUGCUACAUGUAGCUCUGCUGAUGGUACUGGUGUAAGACUAAUAUUUGUGUCUUACACCUGCAUGAAAACUGUACAAUUUAUUAUAUUUCUAAAGCAGUAUUGCAGAAACUUUACCUUAAAUACCUCCUGACAUAAAUAAAAACCAAAGUUUCACAGUUGUUGUGAGUGUCUUCAUCUGUGCUUGGAAA
Messenger RNA from Xyrichtys novacula (pearly razorfish), 1374 nucleotides. The record is from the annotation of a GenBank genome assembly. NCBI's taxonomy places the organism in Eukaryota, Metazoa, Chordata, Actinopteri, Labriformes, Labridae.